Molecule: messenger RNA, 1624 nt
Organism: Brachypodium distachyon (stiff brome)
Lineage: Eukaryota; Viridiplantae; Streptophyta; Magnoliopsida; Poales; Poaceae
Gene: SWN1
Product: NAC domain-containing protein 7-like
Exons: 4
Coding region: 296-1390 (364 amino acids)
Biological process (GO): regulation of DNA-templated transcription
Molecular function (GO): DNA binding
Source: RefSeq, a predicted model, not a curated record
GACUCCUUUCUCCUCGUCCUCCUCCUGUAUAUACCUACGCCCUCCAGUGCCAACUGAUCUCUCUUCAUCCCCUCACCCUGACCCUGCACUGCACCUCGCGAUCUCGAUCGAUAGAGCUCUUCAAUUGCUCUUCCAUACAUACACAGAGUAGCUCGCUAGCCAGCUCGAUCAUCUUGCUGAUCAUAUCGCCAAGAACAUAUAUAGUGGGAGAAGGGAUCGAUCGAGAUCUAAUUAAUUGAUCAUCUCUGAGGUAGAAAGAAGUGGUGGUGGUGGUGGUGAUCAUUCGUGCGCGCGUAUGGACUCCAUGGAAUCAUGCGUCCCCCCUGGGUUCAGGUUCCACCCCACGGACGAGGAGCUCGUCGGCUACUACCUCCGCAAGAAAGUGGCCUCCCAGAAGAUCGACCUCGACGUCAUCCGCGACAUCGAUCUCUACCGCAUCGAGCCCUGGGAUCUCACAGAGCACUGUGGGAUCGGGUACGAGGAGCAGAGCGAGUGGUACUUCUUCAGCUUCAAGGACCGCAAGUACCCGACGGGGACGAGGACGAACAGGGCGACAAUGGCGGGGUUCUGGAAGGCGACCGGGAGGGACAAGGCGGUGCAUGAGAGGAGCAGGCUCAUCGGCAUGAGGAAGACGCUCGUCUUCUACAAGGGCAGGGCGCCCAACGGGCAGAAGACCGACUGGAUCAUGCACGAGUACCGCCUUGAGACCGACGAGAACGCGCCUCCGCAGGAAGAAGGAUGGGUGGUGUGCAGGGCGUUCAAGAAGAGGGCAGCGUAUCCGAGCCGGGGCAUGGGCAUGGCCAUGGCGGAGAGAUGGGACUCCAACUACUCCAGCUCCCCCUACCACGACGCCGCCAGCGGCAUGGCCGCGGCGUUCGCGGAUCACCCGGCAUCUUACGCGAGGAGCGCGCGCUUCAAGGCCGAGGAUGACGGCGCCGCGCAGCUCCUCCGGUACACCAGCAGCCACCUCGUCGAGCUCCCGCAGCUCGAGAGCCCGUCCGCAAUGCCGCCGGCGCUCCCGCCGGCCACGAAGAAGAAGACGAAGAAUGGCCGUAAAUUGCCGGAGGAGCAGGAGGAUCGGGAUCAGGACGAGGCCGGCGGCGGCAUGGUGACCGCGGACUGGAGAGCGCUGGACAAGUUCGUCGCGUCGCAGCUCAGCCCCGGCGGCGCUCAGCUGGACCAGGCGCCGCCACCGGCCGGUGCGAGCUCGCAGUCGGCGCAGCCGGAGUUGGAGCGUGAGCGUGAGGAUCAGGAUGACAUGGCGGCGCUGCUGUUCCUCAACAACGACGAGAGGGACGAGAUGGAGAGGUGGACGGGCUUGCUCGCCUCGGCAUCGGGCGCCGGCGCCGGAGGGGACGGCGACCUCGGGAUCUGCGUCUUUGACAAAUGAAGUGCACAUGGUGAAUUGCUGAUGCUGUGGAAUAUAUAUGGUCGUUAUAGCAGCUGAAAUCAAGUUCUAUAUAAAUCGUCCUCUCAUAUUUUCUUCUGAUCUGCUUCUUUUGUUGUAUGUGUCUCCGGGUGCCCGGCCACCAAAAUGUGAUUGUACCUUUUUAUAUAUCUGUUCCUGUGCAGAGAGUCUCAUAUAAGAUGCAUGCGUGGCAUCGCGAUGUGCUUUUUGUUGAUU